AUGUGUGAUCGAAAGGAAAUUAAAAGCGAAGGAAAAAAACCUUUUGAACGUUUACCUAAAAAUGUGAUACCCUCUCAUUAUGAUUUGUUUCUCAAGCCUGAUUUGGAAAAAUUCAUUUUUGAAGGAUCUGUAAAUGUUGAUGUGGAGGUGAAAGAGCCAACGAAUAAAAUAAUAUUAAACUGCUUGGAUUUAAAAAUUGAUAAAGUUUCUAUUAAUUGUUUGCAACAAUGUUCUGCAGAACCCAGCUCUGUUACUGUGUCUAAUGAGCUUGAAACAUUAACAUUAACAUUUCCAAGGCCUUUGCCUGUAGGCAAAGCUUGUCUUAGUCUUGCUUUCCACGGUGAAAUUACAGAUAAAAUGAAAGGAUUGUAUCGAAGCAAAUACAUUAGCCCAUCAGGAGAAGAACGUUAUGCUGCUGUAACCCAGUUUGAGGCGACUGAUGCUCGAAGAUGUUUUCCAUGCUGGGAUGAACCUGCAAUCAAAGCAACAUUUGAUAUUACUUUAGAUGUUCCUCUGGACAAAGUUGCUUUGUCCAACAUGCCAGUUACCCAGGAAAUAAAAAAGGACAAUAAUCGUUUAGUUAAAUUUGCAACUACUCCUAUUAUGUCGACUUAUUUAGUUGCCGUAGUUAUUGGAGAAUAUGAUUACAUUGAAGAUGUUAGUAAAGAUGGAGUUAUAGUACGAGUUUACACUCCAGUAGGAAAAAAGGAACAGGGAAAAUUUGCUUUAGAAGUUGCCACUAAAGUUUUGCCAUAUUACAAAGAAUAUUUUAACAUUGCAUACCCUUUACCAAAAAUUGAUUUAAUUGCCAUUGCAGAUUUUUCAGCAGGAGCCAUGGAAAAUUGGGGAUUGGUUACAUAUAGAGAAACUUGCUUAUUAGUAGAUCCAAAAAAUACCUCGGCCAGCAGUAAACAAUGGAUAGCAAUUGUUGUUGGUCACGAAUUGGCUCAUCAAUGGUUUGGAAACUUAGUGACAAUGGAAUGGUGGACGCAUCUUUGGCUAAAUGAAGGUUACGCAUCAUUUGUUGAAUUUCUCUGCGUUGAACAUUUGUUUCCAGAAUAUGAUAUAUGGACUCAAUUCGUAACAGACACUUAUUGUAAAGCUUUAGAGUUAGAUUGUUUGGAUAGCUCACAUCCGAUUGAAGUACCGGUCGGUCAUCCUUCAGAAAUAGAUGAAAUUUUUGAUGAUAUAUCUUACAGUAAAGGAGCAUCGGUAAUUCGAAUGCUUCAUAAAUACAUUGGAGAUGAGGAUUUUCGAAAAGGAAUGAAUAUUUAUUUGACAAAACAUCAAUACAAAAAUACAUUCACGGAAGAUUUAUGGGCAGCAUUAGAGGAAGCGUCCAAUAAACCGGUUGCAGCCGUUAUGAGUACUUGGACAAAACAAAUGGGUUUUCCGGUUGUGAGAGUUAAAUUUGAACAGAACGCAGAUUCUACUGUUCUAACCUUGUCUCAAGAAAGAUUUGCCGUUAAUAAAAAUAAUAAAAAUAAUGACGCCCUUUGGAUGAUUCCCAUUACAAUUGCAACUAACAAGGGAGAAAUAUUUUCUACCGUUCUUGAAAAAAAAUGUCAGGCUGUUACAUUACCCGCCAAUAUGGACAGUUGGAUUAAAAUUAACUGGGGAACCAUCGGUUACUACAGAACUCAAUAUCCUCCUGAAUUAUUGGAUAGACUCUUGCCCGCCAUUAGAGAUAAAACUCUUCCACCAUUGGAUCGUUUAGGUCUUUUGGAUGAUUUGUUUGCUUUGGUUCAAGCGGGGGAAACUCCUACCGUAGAAGUACUAAAAGUAAUGGAAGCUUUCAGCAACGAGAAUAACUACACAGUUUGGUCGAGUAUAAAUAAUUGUCUUGCAAAAUUGAGCCUGUUGCUGUCACAUACGGAUUUAAAAAAAGAUUUGAAAAACUACGUAAGAAUUUUAAUGACUCCGAUUUACCAAAAAUUGGGCUGGGAGCCAAAGAAAAACGAAAGUCACUUGGAUACACUCCUGAGGUCUUUGGUCAUCGGUAGCUUGGCUUCGUGCGAAGAAAAAUCUGUAAUCAACGAAUCAAAAAUAAGAUUUGAAAAUCAUUUGAAUAAGAAAUCUUUGAUUCCAGCGGAUUUGAGAGGACCCGUUUACAGAGCCGUAAUGUCUAGUGGUACCGAAAAAACUUACGACGACUUUUUAAAGUUGUACAGAGAAACAGAUUUACACGAGGAAAAGAAUAGAAUAUGCCGUAACUUGGGAGCCAUUGAAGAUGAAGAAGUAUUGAAAAAAGUUUUACACUUUGCCGUUUCGGACGAAGUAAGAAGUCAGGAUUCGGUUUUUGUUAUCACUUCGGUUGCUGCUCUCAGUAGCGUCGGAAGAAAGUUGGCUUGGAAUUUUUUCAAAGAAAAUUGGCAAGAAUUGUUGAAAAGAUACGAGGGAGGAUUUUUGUUGGCUCGCCUCGUGAAAUACACAACGGAAAAUUUUGCUUCCGAAACAAAAGCACAGGAAAUUGAGAAAUUUUUCCAAGAGCACGAUUUCCCUGGAACGGAACGAACAAUUCAACAAAGUCUGGAAACGAUACGUUUGAACGAGGCUUGGUUGAAACGUGAUGAAAGUUCAAUUCGUGAGUUUUUAACGAGGCACGCGAAAGUCUUAAUUUCAAUAGUAUAA
Molecule: messenger RNA, 2631 nt
Organism: Pediculus humanus corporis (human body louse)
Lineage: Eukaryota; Metazoa; Arthropoda; Insecta; Psocodea; Pediculidae
Product: Aminopeptidase N precursor, putative
Exons: 13
Coding region: 1-2631 (876 amino acids)
Biological process (GO): proteolysis; peptide catabolic process
Cellular component (GO): cytoplasm
Molecular function (GO): peptide binding; zinc ion binding; metalloaminopeptidase activity
Source: RefSeq, a predicted model, not a curated record